CAUCUCUGAGAUAUGUUAUAUGUCGUUGAUAAUUUCUGGUCUUGGUUCCUGAGAACCAAUCACUUCACAAGUAAUAAUGCAAAGGCAUUGUGGCCCUCUUGUGGGUAGGUCAUCUGGAUAGAGUUCCACUUAAAAGUAACAUACCUACCAUGGUACUGUUCCACGUGAGGAAACAUUUUAAGAACCAUAAACUAGCCUUUGUUGGUCAUCCAGAGCAACCUGGUUGAGCCAUGAAUAUUCUCUGUGGAAUUUGGGGUCAGGAUGCUAUGCUCUUGUGUGAAUUUGGGACAAAUCCCCUAACUUCUCCAAGCUUCGGUUUCCUCAUCUGUAUAGUGAAGGGAAUCUUCAUGAAACUGUUCUAACACUUAUAUUUAAGCAUGCAAGAGCACAAGUGCUUGUCUGGUGUGGUGGCAAGGUGCCUGUAAUCCGAAAGUGAAGGCAGGGACUUCAGAAGCCAACCUAUGCUACAAAAUGGGACACUGCUAAAAAUCGAUGGCUCAGAAAGUGGCUCAACGACAGAGUGCUUGUAUAGUAUUUACAAAGCUCCGGGCUUUCAUCCUUUGUACUGAGGACGGCAGGUGGGGAGAGCAGCUGCCCGCAGCAGUCAAGUCCACAACAAACAACCUGUAUCUAAAUGAAUUAUGGAGAAGAGAGUUGGUGCUGACAGUCAAUUGUCAAAAAAAUAAAAAUAAAAAUCUCCUUUAGGCUUUCAGGUUUAACAAAUGAGAGUGCCCAAUGACAGUCACAACUCCAAUUUAUCUGUGACCGAAGAGCAGAAUGGGAGAAAGGGAAAUGGGAAAAUAUAAACUAAUAAAGACAAAAGUGGAGAUGUGUAAACAGGGGAUUCUUAGAGAAGAAAGGGUAUGCAGGAGAAUGCCAGAACACUGUAACUUCAACCGACCCGGCCCUUAGAAAGGCUCUCAGCUCCGGGCUGAGCGACGACGCGGAGGAAGGCGGGGUUUCCAGACGUCUGGUCCAGGCUCGCAGGUUUUAAUGGGGCGGGACUUCCUGUCGGAGCAAGCCCCGUUACCUCCGGAAGAGCCGAAGACCGGAGCCCUCGGACGCCGGCGGUUGAGCAUCGAUCGCGGUGCGCUCGCGCGAGAUAAUGGCAGACCCUUGGCAGGAGUGCAUGGAUUAUGCAGUGAUCCUCGCAAGACAAGCUGGAGAGAUGAUUCGUGAAGCUCUAAAAAAUGAGAUGGAUGUCAUGAUUAAAAGUUCUCCAGCCGACUUGGUAACAGUUACUGACCAAAAAGUUGAAAAAAUGCUCAUGUCUUCUAUAAAGGAAAAGUACCCAUGUCACAGUUUCAUUGGUGAAGAAUCUGUGGCAGCUGGGGAAAAGACGGCCUUCACAGACAAGCCCACGUGGAUCAUUGACCCUAUUGAUGGAACAACUAACUUUGUGCAUCGGUUUCCCUUUGUAGCUGUUUCAAUUGGCUUCGUUGUAAAUAAAGAGAUGGAGUUUGGAGUUGUGUACAGCUGUGUGGAAGAUAAGAUGUACACCGGCAGGAAGGGGAAAGGCGCCUUUUGUAAUGGUCGGAAGCUUCAGGUCUCACAGCAGGAAGACAUUACCAAAUCACUCUUGGUGACUGAGUUGGGAUCGUCCAGAAAGCCAGAGACUUUACGGAUCAUUCUCUCCAAUAUGGAAAAGCUGUGCUCCAUUCCCAUCCAUGGAAUCCGGAGUGUUGGAACAGCUGCUGUUAAUAUGUGCCUUGUGGCAACGGGAGGAGCAGAUGCCUAUUAUGAGAUGGGGAUCCACUGCUGGGACAUGGCGGGGGCUGGCAUCAUUGUCACCGAGGCAGGCGGUGUGCUCAUGGAUGUCACAGGUGGACCAUUCGAUCUGAUGUCUCGGAGAAUAAUUGCCGCAAACAGUGUAGCAUUAGCCAAAAGAAUAGCCAAAGAAAUUGAGAUAAUACCUUUACAAAGGGACGACGAAAGCUAGUCACCGAGACCAGUGUCCAGCUUCAGUGUCACCCUUGCUGUCCCUGGGAUGUUUCAGGUGGAUGAUGUCACUGAUUUAAACUUAGCUUUGAGGUCCUGAUUUUAAAAUGGAAACUUUUUUUUACAGAUGACAUAUUCAAAAUUAGAUGGAAUAUUUGAUUAUUGAAAGAAAAUUUGCAUGUAGUAAUAUUCUUGGGGAAAAUAUACAGAAAGUAUACUUAAUGAACUAGCCAUUGAAAUUGUCCCUAGUCCGUAUGAUCCCCUUCAACUUAAUAUACGGUUUAUAUGCGUAAUUCUCAAUUACAAAGUUUUCUUUUUGUAAGCAGCUCUCUCUAUGUUCCAAAAGCCAUACUUGAUUAAGUGUGUAACAAGCAAGCUCUCCCUGUGCGGAGCCUUUGUGUUUUAUUGAUCACUGUAGUAAAGCACCUGGCACAGUACCGGGCCGACAGGAGGCGCCAGACGUUGGCGCCUCACAAUGCGUGCUCGAAGCUGCACUUGCUGCUCCUAAGUUGCUUCGUGUUUUGAGGUAAAAGUUACCUCACUGUCCUUUCUGUGUUUCAUAUUGCUAUGCCAUUUCACUGGAUCAUGCUGCCAGGGACGACUGCCUCUAGUGGGCAUUUCUGCAGUUAGUACACUGCUGUAUGUUGUAGGUUCUGCUUAAAGCCCCCAUGCUAGAGAGGUUUUCACAGACGUCUCCCAUGUACCUGGUAUAGUUAGUGGCAGCACUAUGUUUUACAAAACGCAGUAUUCACAUACUCUGCUGACCUGUGUAUUGUGGCGUUCACGGUGAACUUUUUGAUGUCUUUCCAAACUUGCUGAAUUUCAUCACUGCUAACUCUAGAUACUCUAUAAGGUCUUGGGUCUCUCAAACUCAAGAAAAUUUAACGGUUCCUGUUCCUUUGUUAAAGGGUUACUUCACUGUCCAGCCGUGGCCCUUGGCACGUGAACAGGCUUUUUGUUCUUAGUAUGUUUGAACCUUGCAUUUGAUGAAAUGAAGUGUUUUUUUAAGUUUCAAGGCAGUUAUCUUGGUUUUGGGGGGAUUUAAUAUAUUAAAUCUAUAUAAUACUCUGAUUUGGGCACUGGAAUUACUAUAUUUAUGCUGUUAAUUACAUGUAUUUAAAACAUCACGUACUGUGUAAAUUCUAUUACAAGAAAGAUUGCUUUGCAAUUAAAUUUAUUUUAAUUAAGACUUA
Messenger RNA from Mus pahari (shrew mouse), 3131 nucleotides. RefSeq names its product inositol monophosphatase 1 (gene Impa1). The record is from RefSeq and is a predicted model, not a curated record. Gene Ontology annotation, biological process: signal transduction; phosphatidylinositol phosphate biosynthetic process; inositol metabolic process. Lineage: Eukaryota; Metazoa; Chordata; Mammalia; Rodentia; Muridae. The coding region runs from base 1106 to 1939 and encodes 277 amino acids. Gene Ontology annotation, molecular function: inositol monophosphate 1-phosphatase activity. The transcript has 9 exons.